CGGUCCUUCAGCUUCACCUGUGUCCUUCAGGGUCGCGCGCUGAGGUGUUUAUGAGGAAGAGGAGUCAGAUGAAGGUGAACAGGGGCUCGCGCUGCACAGCACCAUGCAGUCUGCACGCGCACGGACCACUGUUGUUGUGAAGCUCCAGGUUAAUAUUACACUCUGUACUCUCUGAUCCAGUAUCAGUGUCUGCAGAGGGUCUCCUGGACCCCUCCUUAUUCGCUGCAGAAUAAACUGAUGUGUUUCUGCAGCUCUGAACAGCAUGGCGGGGGGGUUUGGCUGGAUGAAGGUGGCAGCCUGCAGAACGACACCGGGUGGCAUGCAGGGGGCCGGGAACCAAAGGCUGGUCCACAUGCAUCCCAGCGCCGUGUCAGAGAGGGAGACGUUGAUGAAACCGUCCAGAUGUGCAGCGUUCUCCUCUUUCUGCGGAGGAGCAUCGAGCGCUAAACGUCUGAAAUAUCUCAGAGAGGAGGCCAUGUUCUCCGGGCACACCAGAUCCUUCACCACAGAUCCUGCAGAUAAGACGGGAAACACCAAGAAGACAGACAUCAAGCCGCACAAACAAGUGCUGAGUGACAGAUCCAGGGAGAGGAAGGUUCCCGUCACUCGGAUAGGACGCCUCUUCAACUUUGGAGGUCUGGCGGUCGGCCUGGGUUUCGGAGCGAUCGCUGAAGUGGCGAAGAAGAGUUUCCAGCCUCAACAGAAAGGAGACAAGAGGUCUGCCCUGGACUCCAGUGCGUUCCUGUCUGAAGCGAACGCUCAGAGGAUCGUCCGGACGCUCUGCAAAGUCCGAGGAGCCGCUCUGAAGAUCGGGCAGAUGCUCAGCAUUCAGGACGACGCCAUCAUUAACCCUCAGUUGGCCAAAAUCUUUGAGCGUGUUCGACAGAGCGCUGACUUCAUGCCCCCCAGCCAGAUGAUGAAAGCAGUCAGCAGCGACCUCGGUCCGGACUGGAGGGACCGUCUCGAGUUCUUCGAGGAGAAACCGUUUGCGGCGGCGUCCAUCGGGCAGGUCCACGCCGCCAGGAUGAAGGACGGACGAGACGUCGCCAUGAAGAUACAGUACCCCGGAGUGGCUCAGAGCAUCGACAGCGACGUCAACAACAUCAUGACGGCUCUGAAGCUCAGCAACAUGCUGCCGGAGGGUCUGUUUCCCGAGCACAUGAUUGAGGUGAUGAGUCGGGAGCUGGCUCUGGAGUGUGACUACAUACGGGAGGCCGAGUGUGCCAGAAAGUUCCAAGAGCUUCUGAAGGACGACCCGUACUUCUACGUUCCGGACGUGAUCCCGGAGCUGAGCGGCUCUCACGUCCUCACCACGGCUCUGGUUCCCGGAUUCCCUCUGGACCGAGCCACCGACCUGAGCCAGGAGCUCCGGGACGAGAUCUGUGAGCAGAUCCUGACGCUGUGCCUCAGGGAGCUGUUUGAGUUCAGAUACAUGCAGACCGAUCCCAACUGGUCCAACUUCUUCUUCGACCCACAAGCUCACAAGGUUGCUCUGCUGGAUUUUGGAGCUACGAGAGGAUUUGAUAAAAGCUUCACCGACACUUACAUCGAGAUCAUUAACGCAGCGGCUCAGGGCGACAGAGAAGGAGUCCUGCUGAAAUCUAGAGACAUGAAGUUCCUCACAGGAUACGAGUCCAAGGCGAUGGAGGAUGCCCACGUGGAGGCGGUGAUGAUCCUGGGCGAAGCGUUCUCCUCCACGGAGCCUUUUGACUUCAGCUCUCAGAGCACUACGGAGCGGAUCCACAGCCUGAUCCCCGUCAUGCUGAGGGAGCGCCUCACCCCCCCGCCCGAGGAGACCUACUCGCUGCACCGCAAGAUGGCCGGGUCCUUCCUCAUCUGCUCCAAGCUGCGCUCGCGCAUCUCCUGCAGCAGCAUGUUCAAGGCGGCGUACGAGAAGUACUGGAGGGACCCUCGGGGAGUCUCUGGAUAACCUCGAUUAUCUGCAGCCUGGGCCGGUAUUCCUGACGUCUGCAUGCAUCGUAUUCCCGUCCCGUUGUGUGGAGAUUUGUACUGUUGUGCCAAACCUGAGUCUUGCCGGUGCAGUUUGUUGUUUCUGUUUCUUCUGAACUAAAUAAAUCUGAAUGUCUGCAUGCAUCGUAUUCCCACCAUUUUCUUUAAAGAAGUCACACUUUUUGUCUCCCUUUUUUUUUCCUUUUCAAACUUUUUUCCUCCAAAUUUCGACUUCUUUGAAUUUCCGAAAUGCUUUCUUCAUAAUACGAUCCAGUCGGAGAUGUUCCUUGCAUCCCAGCAGCUCCAAGGGCAAAUAUAAAGCCAGGAUACAAGGGGACAAACAUUUGAAGUUGUAUGGUGUACCAACCUCAGGGCUGUCAGAGGAGAUAAACUGACUCUGAUGCAAUAUAUAUGCAUCCAAAUAUCAAACAACAUGUCAAUAAUGUGAUCUUUUCUGUCCCAUUAGGAGUGAUUUUAUUGAUUUAGAGUCAGUAAAACACACCAGAAACAUGCAAACAUAUCAGAGCACUCUAAAUGUUGUCCUUAGUUUCAAUCUUUAUGGUUUAUUCGACUUGUUGUUAUAAAUGCAAUGUAAUACAUGCAUUGUUUCCCCUGCAGACGAACAUGAACAUUGCUUUUUAAAGUUGUGUACAAACUAACCAUCAGUGUGUCCGUGUGUUAUCUGGCUUAACUCAACCUAACAUCUCGCUAAACGGUCCAGGUCAAAUCAACCCAGGGUUUCAGUGUCCGGCUGAAGGAGGGUGGGGUUAGCAACAAUGGGCCAAUCAGAAGCCGGGAAAAGCAACCUGACCGCACAGCAGUAAGGCUUUAAACAGGCAUGAUUCAAACACCAUCAAUAUAUGGAGUUUGUGAUGUUAUUACAUUGAAUUAGAAACAUCAAAACCCCCAGCAAACAUUUAAGACACAUAUUUUCUCUGAGGAAAGGAGGAUAUUAUAUUUCACGAGGUGAAGUUUAACAUAUCUCAAUGACAGCUGAUUGGAAAAGUAAUAAUGUUCAUGUUGCGUUUCUUUUCUUCCGUUCACUAAAGAAAUGUACAGAAAAGAUGUGUGAUUGAAGUCAAAAACAAAUCGGCAUCAAUGACUCGAGGCAAUAUGUAUUUAAAUGAUUACGAUUAAGUUAUCACUGAUUGAAAGGCAGAGGAAUAGAUUUAGUAAGAGCUUAAAGAGCCGGUGUUACUCUCUUUCAAACUCUCCGGCUGUGUUUGAGUGUUGGACUUUCCCAUUUAUUAAUUGUCUUUUUGUUUCUGAAUGUGUGUUAGAGCCUGUAUGGGAAGCACUUUGAGUUGCCAUUGUGUCUUAAGAUGUGCCGUACAAAUAAAGUAAAACCGACGUGAAUAAAAGUGAA
Messenger RNA from Eleginops maclovinus (Patagonian blennie), 3316 nucleotides. It is a transcript of the gene coq8ab, whose product is annotated as coenzyme Q8A, genome duplicate b. The record is from RefSeq and is a predicted model, not a curated record. The transcript has 15 exons. NCBI's taxonomy places the organism in Eukaryota, Metazoa, Chordata, Actinopteri, Perciformes, Eleginopidae. The coding region runs from base 263 to 1930 and encodes 555 amino acids. Gene Ontology annotation, biological process: ubiquinone biosynthetic process.